Messenger RNA from Astyanax mexicanus (Mexican tetra), 7490 nucleotides. RefSeq names its product sphingomyelin phosphodiesterase 2b (gene smpd2b). NCBI's taxonomy places the organism in Eukaryota, Metazoa, Chordata, Actinopteri, Characiformes, Acestrorhamphidae. The coding region runs from base 168 to 1460 and encodes 430 amino acids. The record is from RefSeq and is a predicted model, not a curated record. Gene Ontology annotation, cellular component: cytoplasm. The transcript has 12 exons. Gene Ontology annotation, molecular function: sphingomyelin phosphodiesterase activity.
CACCCCGGUGAAUAAAACACAGUUCAGCUGCUCUGCUGGAAGUGUGGAGCUGUGCUGGGGCUGCUGGCUGCACUGAUCCCGUUAAACUCAGAGCCUCUGCAGAACGACAGGCAAUACUCAUCCCAACCCCCCCCCAAUUCACAACAGUACUGAGACGGCCAGCCAAUAUGCCUGCAAGGCUACGCAUCUUCUCCCUCAACUGCUGGGGAAUCCGCCAUCUGAGUAAGCACUGUGCUCAGCGAUAUGCUAUGAUUGGGGACCUGCUGAGCAAGGAGCAGCAUGAUGUAGCAGUACUGCAGGAGGUUUGGAGUGAAAAGGACUUCCUUUUCUUGAAAAAGAAACUCGGCGGCACCCAUCCUUACUGCCAUUACUUUAAAAGCGGAUUUUUUGGAAGUGGCCUGGCUGUCUUCUCAAAGCACAGAAUCCACGAUACAUUUCUCUACAAAUACACUUUAAACGGGUAUCCUUACAUGGCUCAUCAUGGAGACUGGUUUGGAGGCAAAGCUGUUGGGAAAAUACUGCUUAAUAUCGAUGGGCUGGAGGUUCACGUCUUUGUUACUCAUCUGCAUGCAGAAUACAGCAGAGAGCAGGACUCCUAUCUUCCUCACAGAGUAGUACAAGCCUGGGAGCUGCAGAACUUCAUACGGCACACCAGCGCUGGAGCAGAUGUGGUGAUAUUAGGUGGGGAUUUAAACAUGCACCCGACAGACCUCGGUAUCAGACUGCUGCAGAGCUACACUGAACUCAAGGACUGCUUUAAUGAGACGGCCAGUUUUGAUGGAUGUGAGCAGGGAUUCACUCAUAUCACAGACAAUCCCUUCACACAUAAGCAAGGGCUUGUUCCGUUUGGAGGAGGAAUCCGUAUAGACUACAUCUUCUUUAAGGGUUCAGAAAAAGCACAAGUGAGCUGUGAAUCUCUGUCCACUUCUAAAGGACCUAUCCCUGGUCAGCCCUUCCCUUAUUCCGACCAUGAAACUCUGAGCGCUGAGUUAGUGCUUUAUCCUGCAAAAGUAGAGAAAGGAGAAUCAACGCAGGAGAAAGUCUGCACUACAGAAAAGCUUUCCGAGCUGGUGAACAUCGUGACCGAGGCUCGUACCGAGGUGAAGGUGGGUCUGCACUGCGCUGAGCGCAUGCGCUACACGGCUGCUCGUACAGGGAUCAUGGGCCUGGCCCUGCUGCUGCUGGAGUUAGCCAUCGCUGCCGUCCCCUGCCUCGCCCUCGGAACCGAACAGAACUUCCCCAAAGCUUCCUUCUACCUGCUGGGAGCUCUGUGCUUCUCCAUCCUUUUCUCCACCACUCUGCUCUACAUCUUUUACGGUAUGGAGGUGAGGGCUUUACAGGGAGCCGAGGAUCAGAUGCGGCUUGCGGUCGGAAGCCUGCAGGAGCGUCUGAAGGAGAUCACCAACGGUGCGUCUGAGGAGCGUUCACAAGAGAAGGACCACGGUGACCCGCACGACUGAACCGCACACACUGGGAGAGUUUUUACUACUUGAUGAAGGAAGCAGCAGUACAGCUGCGUUGUAGACGUGACGAUUGUGCUCAGCUGAGCCAGAUUUUCUCUAUUUCACAAGCAUAUGCAAUGUAUAUUACUCCUCCGUAGAGAUGGGAUCAGACCACCUUUGUGAUUCCCGUAUUAAUACUGAAAUCUUGAGAAUGUUUAGAAUUAGAUCUGACUUUUUUUUUUCCUUUUAAAACUUAGAACGUAAAAGCUUUUAAAUGGGCUCUUUUAAUUAAAGCUCACACUUUAAUAUAAUAUAUUAUAAUAUAAUAUGAUAAGAUCUAAAAUCAUGCUCAAUUUACUUGCACUAUAACUUUCUUCUACACUAUAGCAAAAGCUAUAACACAAAGCUAAACUCAAAAUGCAUUUCAGCAUUUCAACACUCCAGUUACAGAAACAUUAUUUUGCAAUAUAUUUGCAAUAUAUCGUUUAAAUCAUAUUUUUGAAAGAAACUGUAUGAAAAACACAAUUAUAUUUAUGAAAUCUGAAUAACAAAAAACAUUUCUGCUGAUAUCCAUCCAAUACCCAUCAAUGAUAAUUAUAAUAAUAAUAAUAUCAAGAUCAGGUAAAUUGGAUAUUCUUAGUUGGCGAUACGAUGCGAUACAAUACGUAUCAUGAUACAGUACAAGGGUUCCAAUUCAAUAUACCACAAUAUUUUUGUGAUACUAUAAGCAAUUAAAAAGGCAAUAUAUGAUUAUAUUAUAUCGUUUAAAUCAUAUUUUUGAAAAAAAAAAACUGUAUGGAAAAACACAAUUAUAUUAAUGAAAUCUGAAUAACAGAAACAUUUCUGCUGAUAAAAAGCCCAGAAAAAUCUAAUAACGUAAAAAUAAAAACUGCCCAGAUAUGGAUUGGUACUCUGUGUCUGGUCAACUCCACAGUGCCCGAUGCAGUCCUCCAGGUGGACGGUAGUUAAAAAAAGUAAAAAAAAAAAAAAAAGUAAUUGUCACUGUUGUUCUUUCUAUAUACAGCUCUGGAUAAAAAAAAUAGAGACCACUUAAAAAAACAAUGAGUUUCUUUGAUUUUACCAGAUUGAAAACCUCUGGAAUAUAAUCAAGAGGAAGAUGGAUGAUCACAAGCCAUCAAACCACCAAAUUGAACUGCUUGAAUUUUUGCACCAGGAGUAAAGCAGCAUAAAGUUAUCCAAAAGCAGUGUGUAAGACUGGUGGAGGAGAACAUGAUGCCAAGAUGCAUGAAAACUGUGAUUAAAAAACAGGGUUAUUCCACCAAAUAUUGAUUUCUGAACUCUUAAAAGUUUAUGAAUAUGAAUAUGAACUUGGUUUCUUUAUCCUUUUUGUUAUUUCAGCCAUUUCUCAUUUUCUUCAAAAAUGCUCUAAAUGACAAUAUUUUUAUUUGGAAUUUGGGAGAAAUGUUGUCUGUAGUUUAUAGAAUAAAAAAAAACAAUCUUCAUUUUAUUUAAACAUAAACCUAUAAAUAGAAAAAUCAGAGAAACUCUUGAGAAUUUUUUUUCAGAGCUGUAUGUGUUGUAAGUUAAGCUUAUUAAUGUUUUUUUAAGUAUUUACAACUUACUUUAUGCACAUUAAUAAACUCCUUUAUAAACUAUUUAGAAACCAUUUAUAAAUGAUCCUUAUUUUAAAGGGGUACCAAAAUACUAUAUACUGACCUGUUAGUGGGUUUUAUGUUAUGGCUGAUACUCAGAAAUAUAUAAAAAUAUGUUACACAUUUGUGAAUAAUACCCUCAUCUAUAGUUGUCUGACUGAAUGUAUAAGCACUUGUCCUUAUUUCACAGCUAAGAAAAGAUCACAGACCAGUUUGUUUCUCUUGAGUGGAUUAAAUUUUGUCUCAGGAAAUGGUUGAACCAAUCAUCUUGCUCGGUUUCAAAAACAUAGAACAAUCAUUUUAACGAAAACCAGAACUGAAAUGUCUAAAAGGGCUGUGUUUUAUAACUUGACAAUAACUUGGCGAUACGAUACGAUACAGUACGUAUCAUGAUACAAGGAUUCCGAUUCAAUAUAUCACAAUAUAUUGUGAUACUGUAAGCAAUAAGAAGGCAAUAUAUUGCAGUUAUUUAAAUCAUAUUUUUGAAAAGAAAAAAACUGUAUGAAAAAAAACAAUUAUAUUUAUAAAAUCUGAAUAACAGAGAAUUACUUUUAUCCAAUCAGAACAGUAGAAUCUAACUACAAAGCACAACACUGUUAUCUAGUGGGUGGAGUUUAAACACAACAAUAAAUGAACCCCAUCUGACACCAAUCUUUAUAUCUUAACGAAUAUUUGAAUAAAAAAAAAAAUCAAUAUUGUAGUUUUGAAAAUCUUGCAAAAAUAUUGCAAUACAAUAUCAAUAUUUUAUUAUAGUUAACAUCACUCUGUAGGUAAAUAUACUGUAACUACUCUCCCAAGCUGCAUUAGAAGAAUGGACCAGUAUUUCUUACCAAAAAUGAGGCCUGUAGUGGUAGAGCAUUAAUAUUUCAUAGAAAACAUUAAAGACAUUAAAAAGAGUUGGAAAAAUCUACUAAUUUGUUUAUUGAUGAAUGUGUGUAGGCCUGUCACGAUAAUUAUUUUAGAAUGGAUGAAAUACAGUUAAAGAAUUGAUUGCAAUAAACUAAUGUAUUGUAAUUUUAAGAUAUCAUGGUAAUUUAAUAGCAUAAUAAUUAAUAACAAUUACACUCUUUAAGGGCAUUUUCACGUCAGUAUUUGGUUUCUAUGGUUCGGAUCAGUUGAUAAAUUUGUUUAUUUGGAGCAUUGCUCCCUCUGUUUGGUUUGGUUUCACACAGGCAUAAACCUAAAAGCACCAAAAUCGUCUCCUCUGAUUGGUCAGAGCUGUCUGGCGCAGGAGCAAGAAAGUAAAUCAAGUGAGAAGAGAAAAUAUGAAAAACAGAUAGUAGUAAAUGAAAUUGUGUGUUUGUGAGCAGUGAAUGCUGCACAUAGUGUGCAUGUGUAAACAGCACGGAGCAGCAGAGACAGCGUUUGUUCUUACCUGUAGUAAUUAGUGUUAUCUGGCUAAUAUAUCAGAUUAAACUGCACCUUAUUUAAGCAAUUUAGCUCAUAUAAAAUUAGUUUAUUUGAUAGCUGGGUCGGAUCGAGAACAGAAAUGAACUGCUCCAGAGUUUAUUUGGGACCUGACACGAGGCAAACUCCUCUAGCUGGUCUUGGUCCAGUUGUUUUAUUUUACACUUGAGUUUGAUUACUAUUUUUUUUUUUAGGACUAAAGCCCUAUCUGGACAGGAUUAGUUUCUCAGGGGGGCGUCUGUGAAAAAUAUUACACACUUCUACUCAGUAAUUAAACUCCUGCAUUCGGACUGCAAUUAAAAAAACAGGAGGAUCAGUGAGUUUUUUUUUUUUUUUUUUUUGGCUUUCUCAGUCACAUGACAUCGAGUUCAGUAGCUCCUCCAUUUCCACUCGCUGUUGUGUUUUUAACGUGGAUCUUUGUGGGAAUGUGCAAUUAAAAGUGUAAUUACGGUGCGCUGCAGUGGACAAAUAGCUAUUUUAUUAAAUGUGAGGAGACGAAACUCAGAGAUGUGGAUCUGGACAGGACUAAAAUUACCGGAGGACCACGGAGUUCAGUGCAGAAAAACAGUAGAUAUUUCAGCCUGUAAUAUUCUCAGAGGAUGUCUGAGAAAAACACAUACAUGGUCGUUCUGGAUGGGAAUAAAAUUACAAAGGAUAAAAAAACCCAUAAAAGAAAAAAAUAUUCCAGGACCCCCUGAGAGACUAAUCCCAUCCGGAUAGGGCUUAAAAGUACAAAUAAACCAGAGUUCAUUUUAACUGGACCAAAUAGUGCCGGUGUGAAAAUGACCCUAAAAAGAAAUUAACUUUUGAUUUUAUAAAGUAAUCAGACACUGGAGUUGAAGUUUACAGAUGUUUUAAAACCAUUAAUAAAUAAGACAUAACUAAAUUUUGGAAGGAAGAUCGUACCUGAAGCUCCUCCCCUUUUCAAUCUAACAUCCUAUAAAUCCCUUUAACUCUGUUUAACUCUCUCACUCCUCAUUCUGCUUAUAGUAGAGGGGGGACACGCUUUCUAUGACAAGCUGAAGCUGCCCGAACUCCAGCCCAGCUUUAAAAGUUCUCAAAUUUUUCCACUUUUUUGUCUUUCUCUUCCUGAUUAGCUAUAAGCUGAUUGCAUGUUUUGAACUAGCAAAAUAAGCUAAGUAAACACAACAGUCAGUAACUUGUACAACACCUCAAAAACAUAAUUACCGUGACAGGUCUAGAUGUUUGCAUUAAUAUGCAUUAUACUAUGUGCAUAAAACUGUGGCAUUAGACGUAUAGCAUUAAUUUUUUACCUCAGACUGAUCUGAAACCUGCUGGGCAGGUGAUUCUGAAAGGGUUAACCUCUCGGAUUGUUUACGGCGGUUUAUUGUUCUCCUCAUUUCAGAUGUUUCCCAUCUGCCACCUGUUUAUCACACGUCCCACAUGUUGUUUUUACACGACCAGUUGUAUACGCCCAUUGUAUAUGAGCUGUUCUGUUAUAUUACCUCCAUAUUUGCAGUCUGUCUUAUUCAGUACACUCAUUUAAAAUAAUCUUCUUCUGUUUAUUUAACUAUACUUCAUCAACGUUACAGAGACUGUGUGAAGAAAUAGGUUUUGCAAUAUUAGAGAAUAUUUAAUGUAGGCUUAAGGCUGUAGUUAGUAAUCUGCUGUAAUAUGGAGCUUAAAUGAUAUAAAGAAGCAGAAGAAGUAUUAGAAUCUGCAUUUUGUAUAUUGUAAUUAAAUUGACCUGAAUAAACUUUUGAAUUAACUUGAACUAUUUAAUAUGGUAAUUCAUAAAAAUAAAAAUAAAUAAAAAAUUACAAAAAUUCCUUUUUUUUGUAUUUUGAACUUGGUGAGGUGGUAAAAAAUGCUGUUAAAAAUAUAUAUAAAUACUUUUUCAAUGUUAUUUAUUGAUUUAUUUAAAUAAUUUCAGAUAAAAAUAUUUCCGGCAUAAAAUAAUUAAUGUUCAUAAAUUCAAAUCAGUUUGAUUCACAACUCAAAAAUACAAAUUUAGGUCAAAGGUGAAACAUCCAGUAGAUAAAUUUAAUUGAAUUGAUGCAUCUUAAAUCAUACAAUAUGUUUUGAAUUUUCUGUUGAAAAAAAAAAAUACAAUAAAAAAAAUAACUUUUUUUCUUUUCUUUUUUUCAACAGAAAAUUCAAAACAUAUUGUAUGAUUUUUUUUCAUUAAAUAUUUUAAUUUUAAUCAAAAGUAAAGUACGUUUAUUCAAUAAUGCGAAAUGCAGAUUCAAAUGCUUAUGUCAGCUUUAUUCUCCAUACUGUAUCUAGUUAAAAGACACACAUAUAAAGACACAGAAGUAUUAGAAUCUGCAUUUUGUGUAUUGUAAUUAAAUCUACCUGAAUAAACUUUUGAAUUAACUUGAAAUAUUUCAUGAGCUAAUUCAUAAAAUUAAAAAUUCUACAUUUUAAAAAUGCUUUUUUUGUGUUUUAAACUUGGAAGUGGUGAAAAAUGCUGUUAAAACAUACAUGCAUUUUUUUUAUAUAUUAUGUAUUCAUUUAUUUAAAUAGUUUCAGAUAAAUACACUUCAAGUAUGAAAUAAUGAAUGUCCAUAAAUUAAAAUCUAUUUGAUUCACAACACAGAAAUACAAAUCUAGGUCAAAGGUAAAAGAUCUAGUAUAUAGAUUUAAUUUAAUUGAUGUUUCUAAAAUGUAUGCAUCUGAUUAUUUUUCUUUAUCUUAAGUUAUUUUAAAUUGUAUUUAUUUUUUCAUCUGCAAAUUUCUCCAUCUCACAAGUUCAGAACACAAAACACAUUGUAAAAAAAUAAAUAAAAUGUAUGAUUUUUUUCCAUUAAAUAUUGAAAUUUGUAUUCAAAAGUCAAGUCACUUUAAUUCCAUUAUUCAAAAUGCAGAUUCAAAUAGUUACGUCUGCUUUAUUCUCUAUACUGUAUCUAGUUUUCUUUGUAUGACGCGAACAACUACAUGGAAAUAUACUGUAUGUUACCAUGUAUAUGUUCAUCAUAAGUCCAUCACUCCAGUUAGUUACAAUUUAUGAAGUCAGAUGCACUUUUCUUGAAGAAAUAAAUUAUGCAUUUUGCAACUGAGAAGCUGA